GGAUCACAAAAUGUUGUCUCAACGACGUUCAUUGUACAUGUGAUGAUUUGUCUAUAAAAGUAAAAAAAAAGAAAAGAAAAAAGAUUAUCUAAUAAAUAAACAAGUAAACAAGCACAAACUCUACAAAAUGUAUUUAAAAUGUUUUUGAAAUGCUGUCUCAUUUAAAUCCUCAGUUACUGGGCUAAAUGAAAAACAUAUGUUGACUUAUGUUGGAAAAACUACUUCAUGUCUAUGGUAAUAAAUAUGACAAGCUUGCAUUAUGUCAAGAUGCACCAAACAAGAACUGUUCCACUUAUAAACACACCUAAAUAUGAUGCUGUAAAUUUACAUGGAAGACCGAAUCUCAUCACACUCAAUGCUUUCACUUCCUCCCUCAGUGGAGCAUAAAACUGAAGAACUAUAGCACAGCUUUCACUUACAAUGAAACAAAACCAAUAAAGCAGUGACCCAGACCUAACUGCACAGAGAUUCUUCAGUGUAAAAGAAGAUGCUGUGUGAAAGUAAGCUGUGGAGUUUGACGUUUUGCUCUGAACCUGAAUGUGUGAAUCCUUCAACAUGCUGCACAGUCACAGCGCCAUCAUCACCUCGGCUGAGCUAUCGCCUUUCAGCCCAAAUCCCAGUCCACUCAUCUCAAGAGCAGCAUUCCAAAACAACCCGGUGCGAUGCCCAUCUUUUCUCCAUAGCCCCUGUGGCAGGACGACAGCUCUCCCUAGGUGUGGACAUUCCCAGGCAGGCAGACUCACCAGAGGCAGAGGCCUUUUUGGUGCCUUUUAGCUGCCAUAGCAUCUGUCAGCACUACAGCGAUUUACACAUUGCUGGUGGCCCGGUACUGCCUCUGAGCACCAGUGCAGGUGAUGCACAGGGUAGUCACAGCCAGGACCCCCAGCCUGGGCCCUUCCUGAUGUCUGGAGACGUCCCUUCCCCCUCCCUCCUGCCUCCUCUGAUCCAUAAGUACCGUAGCUCAAGGCGCUGGAGGGAAGAAAGUGGGCGUGAGCGUCCCUCUCUUCUGCAGUUUGCUCAGCCCCUCUCUAACUCCCAGCUCAAUGGCUACCUGGAACAGAAGCUUCUGGAGCUGUACAGGCAGUACCUGACCGAGGGGCCCCCAGGGACAAGGCCCGUCAUGGCCUCUGAGCUACUGCAGACCAGCCUGGACCAGAUGACACUACAGCUGAGCCGUGAGCAGAACAUGGAGGCCGCACGAGCCAAAGACAUGCUGCUCAGCUGUCUGCUGAAAGUCACCGGCAGUUUUCAGUCCAGCGAGAUCAGCACCCCUCUACUGCAGAUUUCCACUGAAACCAUUUGAGUU
Molecule: messenger RNA, 1306 nt
Organism: Myxocyprinus asiaticus (Chinese sucker)
Lineage: Eukaryota; Metazoa; Chordata; Actinopteri; Cypriniformes; Catostomidae
Product: TLR adapter interacting with SLC15A4 on the lysosome-like
Exons: 2
Coding region: 488-1303 (271 amino acids)
Biological process (GO): regulation of toll-like receptor signaling pathway
Source: RefSeq, a predicted model, not a curated record